AUGAACUCUCGAACAGUAUAUUGUUACUACUACAAACUAAAAUCGUAUAUUCGUCAUGGACCGCAUAUGUUCGCUUUUAAUUACGCAGCCAUUCCAAUUCAAAAGUUGAAGGAAACCCAACGUCGAAAGCUGGUCCGACGGAAGGGAGCUUCCUUUGUGGUCCAAGAGCGAGAGUUCCCCACUGAGGUGCCUGUUGCCAGUGUUCGUGAAUACUGGCUCCCUAUAGUGGGCGAACAUAAACCAUUCCACGUAGGACCUGAAUUCGAGGAAUGGUCGAAGUCCAUUGGAUCGCAGCGAGACACACCUCUUCGCUCUGGGGAGCUGACUGAGGAAACCUGGAGGACUUUGUUCUCUAAGGUCAAGCCUUGGAAAGCUAGUGGCCCAGACGGUAUCCAAGGGUUCUGGUGGAAACACCUACCCGAGGCAAAGCGGCAGUUGAAGACCUGGUGCCUUCGGGCACAACGACAGCCGCGCAAGUCGAUCCCAAACUGGCUCUGCCAGGGAAGGGUCGUACUGAUACCGAAGAAGAGAGGCGAUCCACGUUCGCUCGGACCCGGAGACUUCCGGCCAAUAGCAUGCUUAAACACAUGCUAUAAGAUCUUGACCGGCAUGAUGGCGGCACACAUCUCCCAAGUAGUAGGAGACCGGUUUCCCGGUAGUCAAGUUGCCCUACGAAAAGGAGUUUGGGGUUGCACUCAUGCCCAGAUACUGGACCAGACCAUUGUCAAGGACGCGGAGCGACAUAAUAAAGAACUGCACAUGCUUUGGGUUGACAUGACGAAGGCAUACGAUUCCCUCUGCCACGGUGCUAUUUCGUGGGGCAUCAAACAGUGGGGAGUACCAUCUGAUGUCCGACGUCUUUUGUCAACCAUCAUGUCACUCCAGACCGUAAGGUACUGUGGUUACUCGAACGGGAGACAAGUCCGGAGCAGACCCCUGCAGAUCAGAAAUGGUCUUAUGCAGGGUGACACUCUUAGCCCGUUGCUAUUCUGUCUAACCAUAGCACCCCUUUCAGCGUGGAUCCAGGCACACGUCAAGCCGUACCAAACGAAGACCGGUUCAGGGCCCCGCUCUGACGGCGCCUUACAGGUUAACCAUGUGUUCUACAUGGACGACCUUAAGGUGUUUACACCUGAUUGGGAAAGCUUGAUGGUGGCCCGUAAGGGGAUCCAGCGAGUUGCUGGGAGGCUUGGCCUGGAAAUGAACAUGAGUAAGUGUGCAAUACGGUCGCUCAACUCCGAAGACAUGGGGCGAGAUCGAGCCGAUGAAGUAGGUGGAAUACCUAUUCUCGGAGGCACCGAGGUCUAUAAGUAUCUGGGGGCUGAGCAAACUGGGUUGAUCUGUUUCGAGGACCUAUGGCAUCGAGUCGCAGAAACGGCGACGGCUACGGCACGAAGGUUGUUCUUCAGUAACCUGACGAUUCGUCAGAAGGUGAACGGGUUCAACCAGGUGGUCGUACCGAAGCUAAAGUAUGCGUUCUCGUGCAUAGUAUUCGGAAGCAGGGAGAUUCAGCGCGCUGAGAGUGCGAGCCCGUAA
Molecule: messenger RNA, 1536 nt
Organism: Cooperia oncophora
Lineage: Eukaryota; Metazoa; Nematoda; Chromadorea; Rhabditida; Trichostrongylidae
Source: the annotation of a GenBank genome assembly